Messenger RNA from Aplysia californica (California sea hare), 3582 nucleotides. RefSeq names its product zinc finger protein 704. Gene Ontology annotation, biological process: regulation of transcription by RNA polymerase II. Gene Ontology annotation, cellular component: nucleus. The record is from RefSeq and is a predicted model, not a curated record. The transcript has 7 exons. Bases 216 to 1874 code for a protein of 552 amino acids. Gene Ontology annotation, molecular function: DNA-binding transcription factor activity; RNA polymerase II cis-regulatory region sequence-specific DNA binding. Lineage: Eukaryota; Metazoa; Mollusca; Gastropoda; Aplysiida; Aplysiidae.
GCAUAUCCCCGCCUACGUCAGCACCAAAACAAACCGGCGCAGUAGACGCCGGUACUUUGUUUACAUCGACGACUAGGUUACAGCUGAUUGCAAGUCCUCAAGCAAUUUCGCUUUUGCUGGCAACUGUUUGAUUAUUCUCUGGAUAUUUUUUAGUUUGAAUUGUCUACUGUUCUAAAGGAUUGGUGAAUUCUUGUUCGAAUGCCCAAACAUUCAAGAUGUUUGGCAACAAGAGACUCGCGAAGAGGUCGAUUAUUGGGACCAGAGUAAGCGCUUUGUGGUCGCAAGAUGGCCGUUUUUACCCCGCGAUUAUACAGUCCCAGGUGUCGGAAGAGACGAUCACGUCCAGAGCCGUCUAUGCCGUCAGAUUUGACGAUGGGAGUACCCAGCAUGUGAAAUCUCGAAAUGUGAUAGGUCCUGGGUUCCAGUCCGUCACUGCUGCCUCUUUGAAUCGAGGACAAAAGGUCUUCCUAACCCUGAAUGGCCGUGAAGUUUGUGGCACAGUUUCAUGCCAUGACCGUGAUCUCGACGAAGUGUUGGUAAAUGUAAAGACUCCCAAUGGAGAAGAAUUUACCACAGCCCGUCGCCAGGAAGAUGUUCGUCUUCUUGAGAGUAGGAAAUCUGCUCGUUUGGAGAGCCAGCCAAAUACCGAUUACUCGAAAUUAGCAGACUUGCAGCUCACAGAGUUUGGUAGGCGUCGAGUUCCUUCACACGUCAUUGAUGUGCCAUCAACAUCACAAGACAAAAAUGAUCGUUUCCGCCGUCAACGACACACCAGUGGGGACAGAACUGACAGCGAAUACGGAGAUUUCGAUGAAGUGGAAAUGAUGGAUGAAACCAUUGCAGCUAUGGUCUUGACUUCCUUAUCGGUCAGUCCCAAAUCGCCAACGAUGCCAACAUCAUUUAUUAACAAAGAGGUCUCAGGCGACCCGCAUACGCCAUACCCAGAUUCACACUUGUCUAGUAGUGUGGCCAGUAGUGGAUUUUACAGCGGUCACUCUGAACGAGAUGACCACUCUCCUCCUCUGGCUCCUCUCAGUGAGAGUGCCCCGGCUUGUGUAGGUUUCCCCAACCCACCCCAUUCAGAUGAUGACAGCUCAGGCAGCUCUGGACGUCUGCUUAUUUGUGAGGAAGAAAAUGCGGUAUCGUUUCGCUGUACCUGGAGGGGGUGUGACCACACCAGCUGUACCAGUGACGCUAUGGAGAGGCACAUCAGGAGGGCACACUUCGACCGCGACAGUGACUUGGAGAUGACGGACAAUGAGGAAGAAUUUCACUACACUGAAGUCGACGUCUCCUCUCAGUCCAUUUCCACUAUGACACGGUCCUUCGCCGCGAUGAACACAUCUUCACCUCAGGAACACACUACAUUUGGGCCCCGCCAGAGACACAUCAGUGCUGAUAAUGUCAGUAGCGACAAUGCAGGGGGCAUGGCGAUAAAGGACACGGGGCACGGCAUGCGGGGUGAUGGAGGAGUGUUUGACCACGACUACCAGAGAAAGAUGUCGAAACACUCACAGUCCAGUUCCAACGUGAGCAGCGAGUCUCAAGGCCAAGGUCAAGCCUCCAGCUUGCCCAUCAGCAUCUCUCAAGGCCAGAUCCAGAAGUCACUGUCGUGGCAGAUUCAUUCCUCAUCUCCCGGUGCUCUGGUAUCCCCAACUGGACGGCACAGCAAACUGACCCCACAAGAGCGACUGUUCCAACAUCAGGCUCAGUCUCCCAAAUCGAACGUGGCACCUACAACUGUCAAGGUCACCCAGCACCGCCGGCCUCGCAGCGAGGUGCGUAAGUGUCGUAAAGUCUACGGCAUGGAGCACCGUGACCAGUGGUGCACACAGUGCAAAUGGAAGAAGGCGUGCACCAGAUUCAUUGACUGAGGGAAUUUGGGCAAAGUUUUUUGGUGAUUUUUUUUUUAUUUGGUAAAAAGGUUGUCGUAAAAUUACCUCUCUGAGGAGGUAUAACUUUGUCCUGUCUGGACAGACUUGGUUUAAAAUCCUGUUUGAAAAAAAGAUGCCGAUUACUCAAGGGAAGAUCGUUUAAGAAAACUCCCGUCUGCUCACCUGGUUGUGCAUGGGCAUCAGAUGCGAAGAUUGGAAGCAAAGAAGCAAGCGGACACACCUCACAGGACGACACAGGACACACCCACAACACGGCAGUCAGACCAGCAGACCGUGAUGACUGUCCGGUGCGAUCGAUCCAUUAUGGCAGCAUCUAAAUACAUGUAAUAAAACAAAAUGGCAGCAAACAAUGACUCCUAUCGCACGUGGAUUUUAAAAAAUGCUGAUCUCCAAAUCGAGUCCCGACUCCUGUACGUCGUUAUGCACGACCUUUUCACUGAGUGAUGGUUGUGGGUACAGCGCGAUCUGUGAUGGGCUUCCAGGCCUGAUACAAAGAAGGUGUGCCCGGCCACCGGGCGCCCUGAAGGAAAGCUGUGAUCCUUACAGAGGAGCUGCUGAAAUCCUCCAGGGAAAUAUGGCGUCGGUUAUCGCGCCGCCUCAUUGCUGAGUCCAAUUGGACCAAAGCACCAUGAUGCAGCAACUUCUUCGAAAGUCUUUGCAUUGUAUCCAGAAAGAUAUUCUUGCACGUCCCUUCAUCUACAUGGGACUCCAACAAUUGUACCGGUAAUACAAAGUCCAAAACCUCCAACAUUUUCAGCAAAAGUUCUGAAAUAUCUGGAGGUAUGGCACAGUGAACUCUUUCACACUGUACUUUAGUUGCUGAGCGGAAACUUGUUUUAAGAGUUUCGAAACAGAAGUGUAAAAAUUAAAAGGGGUGUGUAAAUCUGUUUUUCCUGCAAGCUCGCUUUUCCUUUGUUCAGAAAUGGAAUAAGUUCUGUUUUCUCUGAGAAUUUUUUUUCUUUGAAUGUAUUAUAACGUCUGUUGAAUGUACUAUAGUGUCUGUGUGUUUUAUGUGUGUUGUAUUGUGGUGAAAUCAGGCAUCGGAAUAAUUAGUUGAAGAAACCAACGUUCUUACUCCGCUGGAUAAUUUGUAUCUAUUUUAUUCGUUUUUUUUUGGCUCAAUCCUUUUUAUAUCCAUGUAAAAGACAUUUUAGUGUGCGUUUAACUGAAAAACAUUUGGGAAAAAAUGGGGAAAGUUGAAGUUUCCAAGGAUUUUUCAAGUUUUGGAAUUCACUAAACAUGUGUUGGCCAUUUUUCUUACUAAUUUUAUCUCUGACACCAGGCACCCCCUGGUCCCACUUCAAUUGCAAAUGUCUCGAUGUCUAUUCAAGAUAGAUGAUUAUUUUUUAUAUAAAAGCAAGACAAAUGAAUAAGCAAAAAGGCAAUACCAAUAACUCCAUUUGCCCCAAAUUGAUGAGUGCCUGAUUCCACCAUGUAGUGACCCAUAUUCUUUGAUUGUGUACUUUUCUAUAAAUGUGUGUUGUUGGGGGGUUUUUUUUCGAAGUAUUUUUCAAACUUUUUUGUUCUUCUGACCUUUAAAGCAUUGGUUGCCAGUAAAGUGAAGAUUCUUUUACUUUAUAGAGAAUGCGGAGUUGUUUUAUAAACUGGAGUGCAAGUUCAUUUCGCUGGUCGGUGAACUCAGCACUGCUUCUUUGAACAUUCAUUGAUGGGUUAAAAGGUAAAGAAA